AUGUCGCAUCUUAAGUUCUGUUCUCGGAGAUCUCCACUGGUUUGCAGUAGUGCUUGUGUUGCAUCAAGCCAGCCUCUUGCAACAAAUAUUGGCCUUGAUAUUUUAAAGAAUGGUGGCAAUGCUGUAGAUGCAGCUGUGGCUGUAGCAGCUGCUUUAAAUGUUACUGAACCGUGCAGUACUGGCGUAGGUGGAGAUUGCUUCUGCCUCUAUUAUGAUGCAAACACUAAGCAGGUACAUGGUCUCAAUGGAAGCGGCCGGUCUCCACAGGCCCUGACCCUCGAGCUGCUAAAAGAUCAUGGCUUCAGUGAGGCAAAUCCACCACCUCCACUACAUGCAUAUAAUGUCACAGUACCUGGUGCAGCAGCUGGCUGGUGCGAUGCUGUUGCACUGUAUGGAAGGAAAAAGCUUUCCAUGGGGCAGAUUCUGCAGCCAGCUAUAGACAUGGCUGAGAAGGGCUUUCCAGUGUCAGAGAUUACUUCCUACCACUGGAAGAAUAAUAUUCACGCCCUUCAUACACCUGGAAACCAACACGGAAAGGACCUAUUGAUUGACGGUGAAGCACCUAAUCAUGGACAAGUCUUCCGCAAUCCAUUUUUAGCAAACACUUUUAAGAAGUUGGCAAAAUUUGGCAAACAAGGCUUCUACAAAGCCCACGUAGCCAAAGCUAUUGUGGAUAUUAUUCAGAGCAAUGGUGGAGUAAUGGAUUUAGAAGACAUGAAAAGCCAUGUCACUGAAGAAGUCAAACCUAUUGCUGCAAAUUACAAGGGUCUGGAUAUAUGGGAAAUCCCUCCAAAUGGGCAAGGCAUCACAGCUCUGUUAGCCCUGAACAUUUUAGAAAAUUUCAAUGUGAAAGAAAUGGGUCAUAAUACUGCUCAUUAUUUACACGUUCUGAUUGAAGCUGUCAAAAUUAGCUUUGGCGAUACUUUCUGGUUCUGUGCAGAUCCAGAAAAGGUAGCUGUACCUACAACAAAGCUCCUUUCAAAAUCCUAUGCCAGAGACCAUUCAGAGCUGAUUGAUUUACAGAGAGCGACUGCCAAAUACAAUCAUGGAAAUCCUUUCCCGGCUGGAAGUGACACUGUUUACUUCACAGUGGUGGAUACCCAGGGCAAUGCCUGCUCUUUCAUUAGCAGCAGCUAUAUGGGAUUUGGCACAGGUCUGGUACCAGAUGGCUGUGGAUUUACAUUACAAAACAGAGGAACCAAUUUUUCACUACAGCCUGAUCACCCAAACUGCCUGGCACCUGGGAAGCGACCAUAUCAUACAAUUAUACCUGCUCUGGCUACUGCUGCAGAUUCGGGGGAGCUUCUGUGUUCCUUUGGGGUAAUGGGUGGAUUCAUGCAGCCACAAGGGCAGGUACAGGUACUAUUGAACAUGCUGGAAUUUGGGAUGAAUCCACAAGAGGCUUUGGAUGCUCCUCGUUUUUGUGUUGAAUAUAACAAAAAGACAGAUGCAUGGUUUGUGUUCUUGGAAGAUGGCAUCCCUCGGCAUAUUACCGAAGCAUUGAGAGCCAAGGAUCAUACUGUUAUGGCACACGUAACUGGGCACAGCAGGAGCAUGUUUGGACGAGGUCAAAUUGUCACCAAAGGAGACUGGUGGAGGCACUGGAGAAAAAUGUCUUCAAACAACGUAUUGUGGGCUGGGUCUGAUCCUCGAGCUGAUGGUUGUGCAUUGGGAUACUAGCACUGAAGAAAGAACUGGCUGUGUGUUAAGUGGAGAUCAAUCAAUUUCAAAAUCAAAACUCAAAUUUCAACAUGUAUCAAAAUGACAUUGUGUGUGUGUGGGGGGGGAAUGGAACAAAAGCAUCUUGUUCCAUUGCCAUAAUUUGAUAAUAGAGCACAUGUUUUGCAUGUAGAUCUCUCAGGUUCAGUCAUAGGUAUCUCUGUCUGCGACCAUGGGGAAGAGUCCAGCUAUCAAUCAAGGAGUGCAGAACUUUUUUCAGCCCAAAAGCUUAAUUUCCUCAUAGGCAACCUUCUGGAGAAGCCACAUGCCAGUCAUGGGUGGCUAGGGACAGAGGGAAAAGUGCAUUGGAUUUAAAAUAGUCUAUAUUCCAGCUAUGCAAAAGUCAAGAGUUUUCUACUCACAUUCAGACAGCUGUCCAUCCAGGGGCUAGCCCUACCAUUAGGCAAACUGAGGCAAUUAGACACAUAUGGAAUUGCUGUCCCACCUGCCACUGCCUGCUCCUGCCACUACCCAUUUGUCUGGUGAGGCUGUCUGUUUCCACAUCCUCCCCAAUUCUAGGGCCAAGGGGGUUCUUCUCUCAGAACAAAGCACUCUGGGCAGCGUGGCUGUGAAAGUGCCUGCAUCUGAUUAUGUCUAGAAUUAGGGCUGAAAAUUUAAAUUUACUGUUUUUUUUUACAACACUCCAGAAUUUGUGUUCAUGACAAAUAUAUAACCACCUUAACAAAAACAGGAGGCAGGGCAAUCAGUACUAAAAUUAUUAAUAUUGACUGGUGAUUUCUUCCCCUGCCUCUUAAACCUUUUUCUGGAAGCCAUUUUGCCACCCUGGGCUCCCGCUGGUGGCGGGGGGGACAGGAUAUAAAUCAAAUAAUAAAUAAAUAAUUUUACAGCAUAUGUGCAUUUCAUAUACAUGUGUGAUAAACCACUCGUGGUACAUUUUGAGACAACUUGGUAUUUCAUGUUUUGUUUUAAUUCAGUUCAAUUUAAUUAUUUUAAUUUUAAUUGAGUUUCUAGGUAGACAAAUCCAUGGAAAACCCCUUUCAGUAUUGCCCAUGAUUCUUA
Messenger RNA from Rhineura floridana, 2739 nucleotides. RefSeq names its product glutathione hydrolase-like YwrD proenzyme. The coding region runs from base 1 to 1680 and encodes 559 amino acids. Gene Ontology annotation, molecular function: glutathione gamma-glutamate hydrolase. The transcript is spliced from 11 exons. Gene Ontology annotation, biological process: glutathione catabolic process. The record is from RefSeq and is a predicted model, not a curated record. NCBI's taxonomy places the organism in Eukaryota, Metazoa, Chordata, Lepidosauria, Squamata, Rhineuridae.